Triticum turgidum subsp. durum (durum wheat) is the source of this 1014-nucleotide messenger RNA. The record is from the annotation of a GenBank genome assembly. Lineage: Eukaryota; Viridiplantae; Streptophyta; Magnoliopsida; Poales; Poaceae.
AUGCACUGGUGCCCCGGAAUCGGGCCGCGGGCGCGCUCCUUCCUGCGUGACUACGACGCGCUCCAGUCCCUCGCCCUCGCCCUCAUAUACCUCCAGAUUGGUUGUGCGCUGAUUGGAUCGCUUGGUGCGCUGUUCAAUGGGGUUCUUGUGAUAAACCUUGUGAUAGGGCUAUUUGCUGUUGUUGCGAUUGAAAGUAGUAGCCAAAGACUUGGCCGGACUUAUGCUGUCCUGCUCUUCUUUGCUAUCGUCCUUGACGUUGCAUGGUUUAUACUCUUCUCACAUGCUAUAUGGAAUAGUACCCCUGAUGAGAAGUAUGGUCAACUUUUUGUCUUCUCACUAAGACUUGCAUUGUGGAUGCAAACUAUUGGGUUUUCAGUGAGGUUUUUGUCUUCAUUUAUAUGGAUCCAGAUGUACAGGUUAGGGGUCUCAUCAAGCACGCCAACAUAUUAUGAAGCAAAUGAUGCAAGAAAUAGUUUCUUGAGCCCCAGAUCUAAUUCAGUUAGACGGGGUUCAAUGGCUGAUGAUAUAUUGGGUGGUUCAAUUUACGAUCCUUCUUACUACUCUUCUCUCUUCGAAGAUGUUCGAAAUAAUGCAUGCAAUCAUCAGAAAACUCGCAGCGCCAUGCAGUCCGGUACCUCCUCGUGCACCAGCGGUUUUUGCUAUGGCGUCUGCAUGUCCAUGUCGCGGCAAUGGAAGCACUACGUCGGGGCAACGCCUCCCUGCGAGCUCGCUCACACGCCACUCAAACUCGCCGUUGUCGCGCAAGGAGUUGAGCACGACAAGCCCGCCCACGAGCUUCUUGUUAAGGAAGAUCUGGGGCAUGUGGGUGGCGUUGCCGACCUUAGACGUGAGACUGGCAUUGCGCUUCGGGAACAUGCCGAGGCAAUGCUUGGUACCAAAAUCAGGAGAGGUCAACCUGCCAUAUGCAUGAAUAGGCAGGCCAGGAAAUCCUUGCACGGCGGUGUGCUCUUACCAAUCAGCGAGCUCCUUUCAUGCACGUCUGGAGACAUCUAG